Molecule: messenger RNA, 1944 nt
Organism: Penicillium subrubescens
Lineage: Eukaryota; Fungi; Ascomycota; Eurotiomycetes; Eurotiales; Aspergillaceae
Product: S53 family peptidase
Exons: 5
Coding region: 1-1944 (647 amino acids)
Biological process (GO): proteolysis
Molecular function (GO): serine-type endopeptidase activity; tripeptidyl-peptidase activity
Source: RefSeq, a predicted model, not a curated record
AUGAAGUCCUCCAUGCUACUGCUCCUCGGAGCUGCGACAGCCGUCAUUGCUAGGCCUGCUCCCCACGAGUAUGUGGUUCAUGAGCGCCGUGAUUAUAUUCCCAACUCUUGGAUCCAGAGCAAGAAGCUAGAUGGGUCAACCACACUACCAGUGCGAAUUGGAUUGACGCAGUCGAAUCUGGAUCGUGGCCAUGAUCUUCUGAUGGAAAUGUCCAACCCAUCGUCAAGCAGCUAUGGGAGACAUAUGACGGAGGCCGAGGUUCAUGACUUGUUUGCGCCCAGCCAGGAUGCAGUUGAUAAUGUGCGAUCGUGGCUGGAAUCAUCUGGCAUAGCAGUGGACCGUAUCAGCCACUCGGCAAAUAAGCAGUGGUUGCAAUUCGAUGCCGGUGCUGAUGAGCUGGAGAAGCUACUCCAUGCGGAGUAUUAUCUCUACUCUCACGCUGAGACCGGUCGCUCACACAUCGCCUGCCGCGAAUAUCAUGUCCCCCACUCGAUGCGGGAUCACAUCGACUAUAUCACUCCAGGCAUCACCCUCCGGGAGGUGAGCGGUGUCUCUCAAGCUAACAAGAGGAGCCUUGACAAGCGUCGCAUUAAUGGUGGACCGGCCAGUAUCUUGCCCAUUGCACAGGGUCUUUUGGACGAGCUGCUUGGCGGCUUGGGCCUUUUGGAUCUCUGCGACGUGGCCGUGACUCCUGACUGUGUUCAGAAGAUGUAUAACAUUCCCAAGGGAUCCAAAGCAACUCCUGGCAAUGAGCUGGCCAUCUUUGAGAGUAUUGCCGAUGUUUAUGCCCAGGAGGACCUUGACAUCUUCUUCACUGGCUUUGCAAGGGACAUUCCAACCGGCACUCACCCUAAGCUCCAGGGAGUCGACGGUGGAGAGGCUCCAACUUCCUUUGCCAAUGCUGGUCCUGAAUCAGACUUGGACUUCCAAAUCUCAUACCCGAUCAUCUGGCCCCAGAACUCCAUUCUCUUCCAGUCCGAUGACAUGGUCUACGAGAACAACUACACCUUCCAGGGAUUCCUAAACACCUUUUUGGAUUCCAUCGAUGGCUCGUACUGUUCCGAAAUCUCCCCCCUGGAUCCUCCAUACCCAGACCCCCAGCCAGGCGGCUACAAAGGCCCCCUUCAGUGUGGUGUUUACAAUAAGCCUUCCGUGCUUUCAGUCUCAUACGGCGAGGCCGAGGCCGAUCUCCCCAUCGCCUAUCAGCGCCGCCAAUGCAGCGAAUUCAUGAAGUUGGGCAUGCAGGGCAUGUCCGUUGUGGUGGCCUCGGGUGAUUCUGGCGUGGCUGGUCGCGGUGGUGAUCCCACACCUAGCAACUGCCUGGGUGAGAAUGGCAAGGUUUUUGCCCCUGAUUUCCCUGCCUCGUGCCCCUACUUGACUGCCGUUGGCGCCACCGUCAUUCCCAUGGGUGCUUCGGCCAGCUCGCACCAGGAAGUGGCCGUCACUCGCUUCCCAUCUGGAGGCGGCUUCAGUAACAUCUACGAGCGGCCUUCGUACCAAUCGCAGGCCGUGGCCGACUACUUUGCUAAAGCAGACCCGAACUACCCUUAUUACGAGAGUGUCAACAACAACAGCUUUGGCGCGAACGGGGGUAUUUACAACCGCAUUGGUCGUGGCUACCCCGAUGUCUCGGCUAUUGGCGAUAAUGUUGUUAUUGUGAACAAGCUGAUCCCCACUUCCAUUGGCGGAACCUCGGCCUCGGCUCCGGUGUUCGCAGCGAUUCUGACUCGGAUUAACGAGGAGCGACUGGCUGCCGGCAAGCCGACCGUGGGAUUCGUGAACCCGGUACUCUACGCCCACCCAGAGGCAUUUUAUGACGUGACCCAGGGCACGAAUGCUGGCUGUGGCACGAAUGGAUUCAGUGCGGCAGAGGGUUGGGAUCCAGUGACGGGCAUGGGUACUCCUAAUUACCCGGCUUUGUUGAAGGUCUUUAUGAAUCAGUAG